AUUUUAUGUAAGCUGUCUUGUGAUACAAUAUAAAUCUUUCUAUGACUGCCAUAGGAGACUGGCAGAUUAAAAGGCAGAACUGAUGUUCAUCUGCAUUUUUCUUAGGAAUCUAACUAUAUAGCCCAAACAAUGCCCAAUGAAGAUAAAAUGGAGUGUCCUGCAAAUGUUGUGAAGCGAUGCAAAUUGGCCAUCCUUGAUGGGGUGCCGUUAAUGGAUAUGAUGCAGAAGAACUGGGAACAAGUGAAGUUAUUCCAAGCUCUUCCCAAUGAUUUGCUUGUUGCAUCCUACCCCAAAGCAGGUACGACGUGGCUACUGGAGACUGUGGACAUGAUCCUAAACGAUGGGGAUAUAGAGAAGUGUCAGCGAGCCCCUAUAUAUGACCGAAUUCCUUUCCUAGAGGAGGCUGGAUCAGCAUCAUUUCCAACAGGCCUUGAGCAGAUUGCUAAGAUGACACCUCCCAGAAUAAUAAAGACUCAUCUCCCUUUCCACGUGGUUCCUAAAUCUUUCUGGGAACAGGGCUGUAAGGCCAUCUACAUUGCUAGAAACAUGAAAGACAACCUUGUUUCCUACUAUCAUUUUCAUCGUAUGUGCAGGGAAAUGCCUGAACCUGGGACCUGGGAAGAGUUCUUCAUGAAGUUUCUGAAUGGAGAAGUUGUAUGGGGCUCCUGGGACGAACAUGUGAUAGGCUGGUGGGAAGAGAGAAGCAGUCACAGAAUCCUGUAUCUCUUCUAUGAAGACAUGAAAGAGGACCCAAAGCGUGAAAUCAUUAAGGUGAUGCAGUUCCUUGGAAAGGAGUUGCCAGAAAGAAUCAUGGACAAGAUCAUUCAUCACACUUCCUUUGAUGUGAUGAAGGAAAACCCCAUGACCAACCAUAGUACUCUGCCAAAUUGCAUCCUUGACAACAGUGUGUCAUCAUUCAUGAGAAAAGGAAUUGUUGGAGACUGGAAGAAUCACCUCACCGUGGCUCAGAAUGAAGUCUGUGACAAACAGUACAGCAGCAAAAUGGCUGACAGCACACUUCAGUUUCGCUUCAUACUCUGAAGGCGCUUCUGUCACAUCCCAGUGUUUACUUCCUCUCCUAUCAUUGUCUAGAGAAGUAUGAAGAGAGGCCCAUAACAACACGUUGCAAUAUAUAUAUGUAUAUAUAUAUAU
Molecule: messenger RNA, 1152 nt
Organism: Protopterus annectens (West African lungfish)
Lineage: Eukaryota; Metazoa; Chordata; Ceratodontiformes; Protopteridae
Product: sulfotransferase 1C2-like
Exons: 7
Coding region: 130-1041 (303 amino acids)
Biological process (GO): sulfation
Cellular component (GO): cytoplasm
Molecular function (GO): sulfotransferase activity
Source: RefSeq, a predicted model, not a curated record